UGGACACCCCUGCCCUAGAUGAAUGUCUGUGUCUCCACAGGGCUGAGCGCUGUCUCAUCACAUGCUGGACGUCAGUACCAUUUUUUUUAUGAAAAAGUGACCUUUGAUGAAGCACAGAGAUACUGCCGAGAGAAAUACACAGACCUGGCCACAGUAGACAGCAUGGAGGUUGUGACUCUCCUGAACAGCAUGGGAGGGUAUGUUGACGUGCUGGCCUGGAUAGGGCUGUACGAUGACGUGGACAGCUGGAGCUGGUCACUGUCAGACACAAGCUUCUACAAACCGGGGGAGACGGAGUUCAGACGAUGGGAGUCUGGAGCACCACAGAAUACUUCAUGGAAACGAUGCACAAAGAUUAGUUCUGCUACUGGAUAUUGGACUGAAUCUGAAUGUAGCACACUCUUAAGCGCAGUCUGCUUUGAUGUCAGUGGUUUGAAUGUGACGUAUAUCUACACCCAGGCAAUGACAUGGAACGAGGCCCAGAGCUACUGCAGAACAAACCACAAAGACCUGGCCAGUGUGAGAAACGAGGCAGAGAACCAGCAGAUCAGGGAUCAGGUAGGGACCAAUUAUUGGAUUGGCCUUUCCAGAGAAUCCUGGAAGUGGUCCGAUAGAAGUGACUCCUCCUUUAGGCACUGGUCAGAUAAUGAACCUGACACCACGAUGAAGACUUGUGCGGCUGCAAAUUUCUACAAGUCUGGAAAAUGGGCGGACGCGGGCUGUGGGUGGGAGCUACAAUUCAUUUGCUACAGACAACCUGUUUCAAUGCAAGUGAUCAAAGUGAGGUUGCAGAAAUCAAACUCCGAUGUGGAUCUGAACGACCGCGCUUUUCUGGAUGAGUUGUUGGUGAAGAUGAAGAAGGAAAUGAGGGACAAGGGCUUGGAUGACAACAUCCAACUGAGCUGGAAGAAGCAGGCGGAUGGACAAGUCUUCCAUAAGGAGGAGGAGAAGAGGGAUGAGCUUUAAAGCUGAAUUGCUUUGUCGGCUUGCAUCAGAGAAAAGUGUAUUUCUUUCCUAAAUGUCCUCAUGCAAAAUAAUACAGCCGCAACAACGAGAUGAUUAAUGAAUUAUUUACAAUUAUUUUGAUAGAAGAUUUGAUGCUUUUCCUUGUAGUUCUUGAUUGUUUUUGUUCAUCAUCGGCUUUGCCUGUAAGAAAUAAUACCAUUUGUAUUCUCUCACUGUUAUGUCUCGGAAUAUCGUUAAAUAAGUUAUAUAAAAAUCAACUGUACCUAUGCUUCUUAUUCCCAUGUUCAGGGAUGCAAAAUUAGGCUUUCAAAAUCUGAGGAUUUUAUGCUUUACUCCGUCAUAUAUGGUCAUUAAUGUAAUAUGUUUUGGGAUCAGACCAAGUUGACUCCAGAAUAUCUUCAAAUUAUUUCAUAGAAAAUAACUAAAUGUAUCCUUAUGCUGUCACCCUGAUGGGGAUGAAAACUUGAAACAAUUUCCCUAAAAUGCUAUAACUGUAACAUCUUCCAGGGAAUUUUUUUUAAUAUAUACUUUUUCCAUCUUUCUAAAUAUUAUGAUUUAAAGGUUUCCUAUCAUGCAAAAUGCACUUUGUGAGUGAAUUAAAAAAAACUUUAAAAAACUAUCUCAAAUAUGUUAUUAAGUUAGAAUUAUUUUUAUUCUAUUAUUUCUCACAUGGUUGUUUAAUGUGUCCCCCCAUUUGCUCCAAUAGCUGCCCCUAGUACCAGUUUGGGUUACAUGCAGAGAUGUGUGUGCUGUGCAUGUGUGACAUAAUAAAGAGGGUUUCAUCCUCCGAUUCCAA
Molecule: messenger RNA, 1762 nt
Organism: Notothenia coriiceps (black rockcod)
Lineage: Eukaryota; Metazoa; Chordata; Actinopteri; Perciformes; Nototheniidae
Product: C-type mannose receptor 2-like
Exons: 5
Coding region: 19-966 (315 amino acids)
Source: RefSeq, a predicted model, not a curated record